AUGUCUGCCGAUGACAUUAACGUGAUGGAAAGUGGCUACCCUGUUGGUACCGCAGCCGAACGCACACUCUCGCGGCUUGUGAUGCCGUCUAAGGCUCGUGUCAAGGAACGAACAAACCGCGCGGCCUCGGUCUCAGUUGCACUGGUCGCCGACCUGCACGAAGAAGCCGCCGAGCGCCGACGCCGUGAAGGUGACGUUGAUGUCCUCCUCAACCCCGGCGUCGUUGGCGACCUCGAACUCGAAGCUCAGGCUCUCAGCGCACUGGAAGCUGUUGAUGACCUGCAGGGUAUCGCGGACCACGACGUCGUCCUCGACCUGCAGCGGGCCGAAGGAGCCGACGAGGCUCCCCGGGGCGUCGCCCCCGAGGGCGCGGACGUCGAGGCGCGCGAGGGCGCCGCCGCCCUGGUCGAUGGGGAAGCCGCGGGCAAAGGCGCCGACGAGCUGGCAGGGCCCCGCGGCGGAGGGGCCGACAGGGAAGGUGAGGACCUUUGUGACGACGGUGCCGGAGGUCAGGUCCGCGACACCGAAGUUGAGGUCCGAGGCCGGGACGAUGCGGCAGCCCGGGUGGGCAGCGGCGCCUGCUUGGCGGCGGGCGGUGGGGUUUGUGCGCGCCGAGACGGAGGCAGCGCCGGCGAGGGCAGCAAGGAGAAUGUUUGCGAACUGCAUUUUUGUGGUGGUGGUGGUGGUUGUGAUCGAAAGUGUUUGUGA
This is a messenger RNA of Colletotrichum higginsianum IMI 349063, 708 nucleotides long. RefSeq lists its product as uncharacterized. Lineage: Eukaryota; Fungi; Ascomycota; Sordariomycetes; Glomerellales; Glomerellaceae. The coding region runs from base 1 to 708 and encodes 235 amino acids. The record is from RefSeq and is a predicted model, not a curated record. The transcript is spliced from 2 exons.